This is a messenger RNA of Pomacea canaliculata, 1778 nucleotides long. Its product is annotated as ankyrin-1-like. Gene Ontology annotation, molecular function: protein binding. The transcript has a single exon. Lineage: Eukaryota; Metazoa; Mollusca; Gastropoda; Architaenioglossa; Ampullariidae. The coding region runs from base 4 to 978 and encodes 324 amino acids. The record is from RefSeq and is a predicted model, not a curated record.
UCAAUGCCACUAAAAAUGACGUCAAAAGUCCUCUACAGAGCGGAAAAUACAGCCAUUUCAUUUGUUCUACUCAGCCGUGGAACGGGCAUCAAUGUCAUAUGUAAAGACGACGGUGCACCUGUACAAGGGACCCACCUAUGGGGAAAGACGGACACAAUAGCUAUGCUACUAAAUCGUGGGACUAACAUCAAUGCCAACUCUAUAAACACUAAGAUAUCUAUGUUGUGGGAAGACGUCGCAGCUCGGUUACAAGACUGUGAUUCUUCCGUUGAUGGCAAAUUCGUAGACGGCAAAACACCUCUAUAUCGGGCUUGUGAGAAACGAAAUAUAGAAGCUAUAGGUGCGUUGAUAGACCGUGGAGCCGACGUCAAUGCGAAAUCAAAAAACGGCAAAACACCCUUGCUCUUGGCUUGUGAGGAGGGAGAGACGAUCAUUGCAGCUAUGUUACUAGACCGUGGAGCUGACGUGAAUACCAGAUCGAGAGAUGAUUCAACACCUCUGCACUGGGCAUGUCAACGGGGAAAGACAGACAUUGCAAUUAUGUUACUAGACCGUGGAGCUGAUGUCAAUGCCAAAUCGACAGACGACUCAACGCCUCUGCACUGGGCCUGUAAAAUGGGAUGGACAGACACAGCAGCCAUGUUGCUAGACCGUGGAGCAUGCGUGAAUGCAAAGUCCAUAGACGCAACACCUCUGCACUGGGCCUGUCAGGAGGGAAAUACAGAGACUGCAGCUUUGUUACUAGACUAUAAAGCUGACAUCAAUGCCAGGUCGAUGGACAAUAAAACACCUUUGCACUGGGCCUGCUUAUGGGGAAAUACAGACACCGCAGCCUUGCUCCUAGACCGUGGAGCCGACGCCAACGCUUUUACCAUCGAUGGAGACACACCUGAAGAUAUAGCCGACAGGGAGGGUCACUCAGAAACAGUUCAUCUGUUGCGAAUGCGAAGCGGGUGGUUUGAUAACUUAGUAGGUUAAACGCCAGUUACAAAGAGAACAAGGUAAGUUUAAACUCUUGACUUUUUCUCGGAGUCUUAUCGACAAAGUUCAGAGACUUGAGAUUUCGGAGGUCUUGUGCUCAAGUCGAGGAAGCAUGUUUCUGCUACUUUGCCAUAGACUGAAGACAUUGCGCUGGGUGUUCCUGCACACUCCUGUCGAGUACAAACAAAAUAAACAAACAAAUUUCCUGAACUAACAUCUACAUAUAUGUCAAUCCGUGGUUCUUAUAGUAUCCUAAACAAUUCGACUAUGUCCGACGUCGUGUUAUUUAUUAUUAUUCACUAAUUUUAGUUGAAUUCAAAUGAUUCCUAACCACAUAUAACUUUGAUUUUUAUCGACUGUGAAAACUGCCCUUCAUCGUUGGUCACUUUCGAGACAAAAGAAAAUGUAUGUCGCAAAAAUAUAUCAUGCUUACGUGUCCUUGGCACAGUUUGACCUCGGGUGCAAAACAUCGCAAGAAAUGUUUGCCUCGUAAUGAGCAAAACACUCUUCAUAAACACAUAGUGGCCAUUGGUGCUGAGGGCUUUUCUUUCGGAAGGGGUGUCUUCACAUUUUGAUAGCUGCUGAGAUGGGUUUCGAGGUGUGUGCAAGUUGUUGAUGUGUUGCACACACCAUAUUAUGGAUAGUCCAGCUUGCAUGUUUGUUCGACAAUGACACCUUAUCCUUUUGAUUUUACAUUUUUUGUGCUAUUUUUUAAAAUUAUUUUGUUUUAGUUUUCCUCAUUAUUGAGUGUGCUUUUAGUUUGUUCAGUAUUUUGGAAAUAAAUAUUUAUAAAUGUA